This is a messenger RNA of Symbiodinium sp. CCMP2456, 442 nucleotides long. Lineage: Eukaryota; Dinophyceae; Suessiales; Symbiodiniaceae. The record is from the annotation of a GenBank genome assembly.
GUGCAUAUGAACAUGAUGCAUUCAGAGGAGGGAGAGGAGGGAGCGAACGCGGCCAUCUUCAGCGAAGCAUUCUAUCAGAUAUCACUGGUUCUCGCCGGCUCCCUCGCCAUCCGCUCACAAAUCUGGGCCAGCGCGCAGAGAGGUGUGAGCCUGAAAAACAGCGAGUUGGAGCUAGCUGCCCUCUAUCGAAUCCUCGGUGGACUGUGCGAUGCCGUGGUCAUGCUGGAUGAUUCGCUUCAACUCACAGAGGACUCUGCUGCUUUGUCGACCUUGUUCCUGCGUGGGUGUGCCUCCUCGACAGAUCUCGCCGGCAACGACUUCGUGUCCUAUUUUCGCGACCAGGAUCGAGACCAUGUGCGCCAACGGCUGUCUUCUGCGACGACAUAUGCCGGACAGCCUGCUUUGGCGCUGAACGCGAGCUUGCAAGAUUCCGUGGGAAACU